AUGAAUAUAUUCAGUGAAUUUUUUCUAUUAUUUAUUUUAUUUAUUACAACUAUUUUUUCAACAUUCUUUUGUAUAAUCGGUUUAUCAACACCAGGAUGGUACUUUGAUAAUUAUCGUAAUUUAUUUUGUGAUCAAUGUCCAAAAACUCCCAGUAGUCUUGCUAUUAUUUCUAUGAUAUUACUUAUUAUUUGUAUUAUUUUACUUGCUCUACUUAUUGCUAGAAUUAUUGAUCAACAACAAAUAUUUUUAAUACGUUUUAUUAUACCAUCAUUACUUAUACUUAGUACCAUUUUCUUAUUAAUUGCUCUUACAUCUUAUCUUAAUUUUAUUAAUCCAAAUCAUGGCUAUUCAUAUUAUUUAAGUAUAAUAUCAUUUCUAUUUUCUUAUAUAGCUUCAUUAUUAGCUGUAUUUUGGCUUGGUACUGGUGGUUUUCUUUCAAAGACAUAUUCUGUAGAUAUAUUUAUAGAAAAUCGUUAG
Adineta steineri is the source of this 477-nucleotide messenger RNA. The record is from the annotation of a GenBank genome assembly. NCBI's taxonomy places the organism in Eukaryota, Metazoa, Rotifera, Eurotatoria, Adinetida, Adinetidae.